CGUCGUACCCCACGCCACGCAGCAGCACCGCGAGGACCCAAACCCGGCUUACCCGAGCGAGCGAGCUGUGACGAUAGAGCCCGGGAGGCAGCACCGCUCGGGAGCAAUGGAGAGGGCGACGCCGGUGCGGAGCCCGCACACCUCGACGGCCGACCUGCUCACCUGGUCGGCCACGGGCGCCGACGCCUCCGCCGCCUCGCCGGCCGCCCCGUCCCGCCCCAGCCUCAAGCCGGCUGGGGGGAUCACGCCGGCCAUGUUCGGCGCGCCGGUGAGCGAGCACGAGGCCGAGGAUCUGAGCAACAGUGAAAGGAGAUUGAUGUCCGGUUCAAAGAUGAAGGAAAUGACUGGGAGUGGGAUAUUUGCUGAAAAGAACGAGAAUAGUGAUUCGGAGUCUUCAAAUCCUGCAAACAGAACUUCUGUGAGGAUGUAUCAGCAAACUGUAACUGGAGUAAGUCAGAUCUCAUUUAGCGCUGAUGGAAGUGUUUCUCCAAAGAAGCCAUCCUCAAUUCCUGAAGUGGCUAAGCAGCGAGAGCUUAGUGGCACAUUCGAGACUGAUGCUGAAGCUAAAAUUAAUAAGCAGCUUUCUGAAGCCAAGAACAAGGAGCUCAGCGGAAGCAAUAUCUUUGGUCCACCUCCUGAGACCCCUGCAAGGCCACUGGCUGCUCGUAAUAUGGAGCUACAAGGAAAUGUAGAUUUUGCACUUCCACAACGAAGAAGCGUGCACACAUCAGUGAAAGUAUCCAAUCCUGCUGGAGGUCCAAGCAACAUCACGUUCAGUGAGGAUCCUGUAGCGAAGACAGCAAAGAAAAUCCACAACCAGAAGUUCCAAGAGCUGACAGGCAAUAACAUCUUUAACGAGGAUGCUCCCCCUGGCUCAGCUGACAAGUCUCUGAGCUCAGCAAAGCUUAAGGAGAUGAGCGGCAAUGACAUCUUCUCUGAUGGAAAGGCGUCUUCGCGAGACUACCUCGGCGGUGUCCGGAAGCCCCCUGGUGGCGAGAGCAGCAUUGCACUCAUCUAAUUAUGGUAGACUGCUAUAGUCGGGACUGGCUAGUACAUCCUCCUCAUUUCAGGUGCUCUCCUUGGCGUUCCCGGGUCUAGACGAUGCUUUGAGAUCUGAAUUAUGUUGGAUAUCUUAGCCCUAAUAUAGUGUAGAGUCAGCAGGAUCUGACUCGGCUCAUAUCAUGUACGCUUCUGCGUGAUCUCAUCCUUGUUUUGUGGUACUUAUGUAUUAGUCUCUCUGUACUGAGAACCUGCGCAAUAAGCUUUUUAUGGACUCAUUCGGUAUCAUUGAGAAGGCAAUUUGCAACUCUUUUAUCAGCUAUGCCAGGAAAUGUUCAGCGGAA
Aegilops tauschii subsp. strangulata is the source of this 1343-nucleotide messenger RNA. RefSeq lists its product as uncharacterized. The record is from RefSeq and is a predicted model, not a curated record. NCBI's taxonomy places the organism in Eukaryota, Viridiplantae, Streptophyta, Magnoliopsida, Poales, Poaceae.